AUGUACGCACAGGGGCUGCUGGGGCUGGCGCUGCUGCUGGUCACCUCGGUGCCGGCCGGUCACCUCUCGCCGCCGGCUGGCCCCCUGGCCCUGCGGAGCAGUUUGGGUGGUCCUACUUUGUGCCAGCUGUCCCGGACUGAGUCGGAACUCAGGUGCCGUGUCCCAGGUGGGAAGUUGUGCAAUGACAGAGGCACAUGUGAGUGUGGAGUCUGCAUCUGCCAAGUGACUGAGUCUGGCAAAUACUACGGUCCACUCUGUGAGUGCCAUGACUGGGUGUGCGAGACCUAUGAUGGGAAGAUCUGUGCUGGACAUGGAAAGUGUGACUGUGGGAAGUGCAAAUGUGAUGAAGGCUGGUAUGGUGAAGCCUGUCAGUAUCCAACUACUUGCAAUCUUACACGGAGAAAAAGCAAUGAAAUGUGCAAGAAUUCUCAAGAUAUCAUCUGUUCUGGUGCAGGCACGUGUCAGUGUGGCAGGGGUAAAUGUGCAAACUCAGAAGGAAAUGGACUGGUGUAUGGCAAAUUUUGUGAAUGUGAUGACAGAGAAUGCGUAGAUGAUGAAACAGGAGAGAUUUGUACGGGCCAUGGAAAGUGUUACUGUGGAAACUGUUACUGUGAGGCUGGUUGGCAUGGAGAUAAAUGUGAAUUCCAGUGUGACAUCACCCCCUGGGAGAUCAAGAAAAGAUGCACGUCUCCAGAUGGCAAAAUCUGCAGCAACAGAGGCACAUGUGUAUGUGGGGAAUGCACAUGCCAUGAUGUAGACCCAACUGGUGACUGGGGAGAUAUUCAUGGAGAUACCUGUGAGUGUGAUGAAAGAAACUGCAAAGCAGUGUACGAUAGAUACUCUGAUGACUUCUGUUCAGGUCAUGGACAGUGUAAUUGUGGAAGAUGUGACUGUAAAGAAGGAUGGACUGGGAAAAAGUGUGAGCAUCCACGUUCUUGUCCAUUGUCUGUUGAGGAAAGUGCUAAGAGAUGCCAAGGAAAUUCUAAUUUACUUUGCUCUGGAAGAGGGAGAUGUGAAUGUGGCCAAUGCACUUGUUUCCCUCCAGGAGACAACAGAGUUCAUGGCAAAAACUGUGAAUGUGAUGAUCGACAGUGUGAAAAUGCAGAAGGAGAUGUCUGUGGGGGCCAUGGCAUCUGCUCCUGCGGCCGAUGCAUUUGCCAGGAUGGGUGGUUUGGAAACUUGUGCCAGCACUCAAGGAAGUGCAACAUGACGGAGCAGGAGAGCAGAAGUCUCUGCGAGUCAGCGGAUGGCAUAUUAUGUUCGGGGAAGGGUUCCUGCCACUGUGGAAAGUGCAUCUGUUCUCCCCAGGAAUGGUACAUUUCAGGCGAUUUCUGUGAAUGCGAUGACAGAGACUGUGACAAACAUGACGGUCUCAUUUGCACAGGCAACGGUGUUUGUAGCUGUGGAAACUGUGAGUGCUGGGAAGGAUGGAAUGGAAAUGCUUGUGAAAUCUGGCUGGGGAGAGAAUACCCUUAAUGCAGGGUGUUAAAGACUGAGGAGGUUAUUUUGUUUGUUUUUCUUUAGGCUGCUAGAACAUUUAAUUUCAGAAGUGCUCAGUGUGUGGGUGUGGGUGUGCAUGUAAGCACACAUACAUGGUUUGAAGUACCUUAGAACACGUUUGAGGACCUGCUCCUUAAAGAAAUGCAUCAAAAAAACUAAAAAAGGGAGCAGGACAACCCCAGUUCUAGAGGGUGAAGUCAUAAAAUACCGGCCCUGUGGAAUUCCUCCAGAGUUUUUUCUGUAAAUUCAGUGGAACUGAGAUUAUAUCUAUAAUGCUUGUUUCUUUAAGCAACCUUUGGAAAAAGCAUAAGAAAGCCUUUUUUAACAUUAUUUACUUGGUCAUCACCUCUCCUUAUCAAUCUUAACAAUACCCCUGUAGAGGAGUAACACUAGCUGAAUAUUUGUCAAAUAACUACUUUGAUUAAUUUUAUGGUGUUGGAAAAAUACAUUAUUUGACCUUUUUUUCUUUCUGACAAUCCUGAUUAUGCACCAGCUCAUAAAUUGAAAGAAGCUGUAAAAAAGCCUAUAAAAACAUUAAUGAUUUUUUGUUUGGUAAAAUAAUUAUCUGAGAUCCAAUUACAAGACACCCAUAAACUGAAGACCCAAAAUGUUUGAACAGACCCUUUUCCACAAAAAAAACUUAGUUUCUGUGGUUAAUGUGUCAGUAAGUUGGUUAUCUAAUCUACAUACUACAAUACUUUCAAGUACAUAACCUAUGGGAACAUAAGGAAGGAAACUAAUAAAGAUAUAAAUGUAUGAUUGCCUAUUCUGAAUAUGUAUUCUGCAACUCAUAUGUACUUCUAUCAUACUGUUCUGUGUAGUACAGUUGCCUCUUAAAAGUAAAGUAAAUGAAAAUUUGUUAUAUUGAAAAUGAAAAUAUGUCAUUUUCAGGAUGAAAAUUCUGUCUACUAUUCAAAAUCAAUGUUUAGAACAAAUUACACUGUCACACAUGGUAUUCAUUGAAUUUAACUGCUUUUAUGGAAGUGGGAAACCUGAAGGUCAACUGACUUGAAAAAUCAUCUAUGCUAUGCAGCAGCUUGGUCUCAGCCAAAGACAUUUGGACAAUGUCAACAAAGUAAUUAAAGUUUUAAUACAGUAAAUACAAACAAAGCAGUGGUAUGAACAAAAAUUUUAUUUUUAUUUUCCAAUGGUGAAAUGCUGCUCAGUGUGAAAUUCACAUUGAGUAAUGAAUGAUGUACAACUAUUGGGACUUCCCUAACUUAUUUACAUAUGAGUCUCUUAAUUUUUUGUACACAUAGAUUUGGCAGCCCUUGAAUUCUUUAGAACAAAAAGAAGAAAUACACAUUUUAGUUUCAAAAGUGUUUACACUUUGUGAAAUCAUGACUGAGUGAGAAAAUUGAUUAAAUGGCUGAAAAAUACUUCUUUUAGAUACCAAACUGUAACACUGGCACUUAGGUGCCAAGGUCCUAAGAAGAGGUACAUGAUUCAGAAAUAAUGGAACUAUGUAUCAACCAAAUACUGUAUUUCCAUUAUUUAUCUAAAAAUUAGUUUUCUUUUAGAAAGGAUGGUUUUGAAAUAGGAAAAUACAAUGCUACAGAACAUGUAACAGAAUGCAAAAUUUCAAAUUUAUUUAAUUGCCUUAUUAUUACCCCUUCCCAUGUUGCUUGUUCUCUCACCCAGUUUUUUUUAGUUAGCCUGUAUUAUUUCUUUCUAAAAAUGAAGCCUGUGAAACCCAUGUUCUCAGGGAGCAUAAUCACCAAACAUCCAAUUUAUAUAUGUUCUGCAGAUAGUAAUGAGACAUACAUCCUAAAGCUGUUCCCUGCUCUCUUGUUAGAUAACCAAAAUAUCAGACAGAGUUCUAAAAGAUAUUGAUACAGUAUAAAGCAUCUUCAAAAUAAAAUCAUCUUGAAAUUUUAGUUUAUAUUUUAUACUUGUAACCCUUAAACUCCAUGGAACCAAACAGAAAUAUUUUCUUAAGUUUUAGCAUAUAUGCAUUUUGCCAACCCUGGUGUCUGGAGAGCACAGAUUGUUGCUUUUAUUUAUAUUUACGAAUACAGCUGACCUGAAUCACCUUAUAAUCAGUGGUGUUUUUGCAUAUACAUUCAUCUGCUGAAUCAGAGUGGAAACAGUGAAGGAUACAAAGUUUUCCUUUAUUUUCUUCCAUCUGUAUUUAGAACAGUAAUAAGAAAAUAUCAGAUAAUCAAAACUCUUAUCUGGUGUCAGUAGAUGCUUUUGGCUUGUUCAUGCCAUCAUUAGCAGAUUUAUAUAUACUGUAGACCAGCUGUGGUAUUUCAGGUACUCAUUCAUAUAUAAAAGAACAAUUCUUUAGCUGGUUGCAGUAUCGUAUUUGAUGCAUUUUACUUUGUAAUUUGCUUUAAUUUUAAAUUUAUAUACUUAAAGAAUGUAAGUUAACUCUUAUUUCUAGUUUGUUUGGGUUUUUUUGAAAAAAACAAUCAACUCCAACAUUUUGACUACUGGACAGAUUACACAGCCACAGUAUUUCUGUUAUCCAAGUUGUUUUUUAUAUUGCGUAUGGAAAAAAAAUAG
This is a messenger RNA of Manacus vitellinus (golden-collared manakin), 4008 nucleotides long. It is a transcript of the gene ITGBL1, whose product is annotated as integrin subunit beta like 1. Gene Ontology annotation, biological process: cell adhesion mediated by integrin; cell-matrix adhesion; cell migration. The transcript has 11 exons. Lineage: Eukaryota; Metazoa; Chordata; Aves; Passeriformes; Pipridae. The record is from RefSeq and is a predicted model, not a curated record. Bases 1 to 1476 code for a protein of 491 amino acids. Gene Ontology annotation, molecular function: integrin binding. Gene Ontology annotation, cellular component: integrin complex; cell surface; focal adhesion.